GUUGCCUAGGAAGGGCGCGUCGUCUCUCUGCUCGUCCGGCUGUGACGGGGAAGGGGUCCCGCUGCGUUUUGGUCACUGUGAGUACCAAGUUUGGGGGAUCCCCGAGGGACUCUCGAGAGCUCAUUUUAGGGAUGCAGGGGCUACUCCCCGGUGGUAGAGAGCUUUCUAGUUGGCAGGAGGUUUCGUAUGUGGAGGAGGCCAGCUUAGGCAGAAAGCACAUGUUCUCAGAGAUGAGGACAAGACUAAGACCGUCUAAUCCCUGAUCUUUACCUUCCGGCCCGCUGACCUGGGCCUGGAUGCUAAAGCCCUCUGCUUUCGUCUAAACAGCGCUAAAUAGUAAACAGUAUUGCCUAAGAUAAAUGCGGAUUAUUACCCGAUUCAGUGUCGGGAAAAGGCAGCUAGGAGAGAGCGGCUGGCACGUGGUAAGCACACGACUCAGGAGGAGACCACACCUUCCGGAGAACCAGGCCAGAACCGAAGUACUAUUUUGUAGCUCUCAGAAGCCAGGACUCUGCAACACUGUUUGCUGCCUGUGGAUCUUCUAUAUUCACAGUGUCCCAGUUGCUUCUGAUCUACCACUGUUAGAUACUUCUGCCACCCAUCCUAAGAGUAUAGUUGUUCUUGGAAAGGAGUCUCAGCUGCUGUCAGCAGGAGUCCCUCAUUCGACUCCUGUGGUUGCCCUUUCCAUCAUGCCAAAGAAUAAAGGCAAAGGAGGCAAAAACAGGCGCAGAGGUAAAAAUGAAAAUGAAUCUGAGAAAAGAGAGUUGGUGUUUAAAGAGGAUGGGCAGGAGUAUGCUCAGGUGAUCAAAAUGCUGGGAAAUGGACGGUUGGAAGCAAUGUGCUUUGACGGUGUGAGGAGGCUGUGCCAUAUAAGAGGGAAGCUGAGAAAAAAGGUUUGGAUAAAUACCUCGGACAUUAUAUUGAUUGGUCUACGAGACUAUCAAGAUAACAAAGCUGAUGUAAUCUUAAAGUAUAAUGCAGAUGAAGCAAGAAGUCUGAAGGCCUAUGGAGAACUUCCAGAACAUGCCAAAAUCAAUGAAACGGACACAUUUGGUCCUGGGGAUGAUGAUGAAAUCCAAUUUGAUGAUAUUGGAGAUGAUGAUGAAGACAUUGAUGACAUCUAGCCUGACCUAAGCAUGCUACCUUCCAAGUUCUCUGAAGAUAGCUCCACACAGUGGCAUCUUGACCUUCAUCUGUUAAGUAAAACUUCAUGGCAUGUGUAUGACUUGUUAAUGCAAGCUAAUGAAUUUUAUUUUUUGAAGUACUAUAUUUCUUUGAAAACCAAAGAUGUUGAGUUAUCAUCUUAAGUGACAUGUUAACACUUUGUGCUUUUGAAUAUAAUUGAACCUAGCGCACAGCAGUGAGCACUGUUAAGAGACUGCCUUUCCAUUUGUAGCUUCAUUUCUGGCACGGGAGUGUUUUGUGUCAGCAGUUCUGCCAGGUGGCCAUCGUGAGCUGAAGUAAGUCCUAGUCCAGCACAUCUGCUUCAGGCCUUUGUACUCUAGUCAUCUGGCUGCGUUCGAGACUUCUCAGCAGACUUAUAGAUGUGUACGGCUGCACUUGGAGUCAGACAAGAUAUGGCUACUUUUGUACUUAUGGAGCCAUGCCAUUUUAUACUUUCACGUUGUAUACAUUCGUUUGAUCCUUUAAGUUGUUGCCACCCAUAAAAAGGCAUCUUACAGUGCAGUUUUUAAAUUACAUGGGUAGCAAUUUUGAGUUUUAAAAAUUAGUCAUUGCAGAAAUUAAAUACUUAGAGGAGAUAAUCCAUUAUCUUGACUUUAGGAAUAUAAUAGUUGACAAUGUUUAUAUAUAAUUUUACUUCUCUAAGGCAUACCCAAAAAUAGAAAAUGAAAAAGAGCAGUGAGUCUGUUCUGAUGCUUGCAUUGCAUAGAGAAGUUUUCCAACAAAGCAGCUGUUAAUAACACAUAAAAUAUGUUUUACUUUGCAAAGUAGGUUGUGUUAAGUCAUUUUCAAAAAGUUACCUACUAUAUCGAGGCUCUGGAUAAUUACUAUGUGUUGAUUAAAGUUAGUUACAGAAUUGUACAAGCUAAGUUUUCCUUAAACUAAGCUUAGGUUAAAGGGAGAGGAGCCACAGCUCAAUGAAAACACGGUUCCUGUUUUCUAAAUGGAGGCGCCCAGAAACACAAUAAAACAUGUUGGUACAAAAACUUUUUCUUUUUAAUAUGUUCAUUGUAUCUCUGGUAUAUAACAAAAAUAAAUGACUGGGUGAUUUCUGGUAUAUCAUGAGAGGCUUUUUUUUUUUUUUUUUAAAUUAGACUCUGGGAUUUAAAUGGGACUUAACUAUUUUCCCAUUUAAAUGACGCCAGUAUUGGGGUCCUGCAGCCUAACCCUGCUGCUUAGGGAGUGAGUAUAAACCGCGACUGUCAGUCCUCAGAUGCCUUCCUUUUUAAAGACUAGUUCUUUCUCAGGUCUUCUUCUUGACACCUACAAAUGGUGCCUGACCACAAGACGACAGUAUUCAUCUUCACUUUUAUUUUUUGAUUGCUUGUUUUCUAGUUAACCCAGAAUAAUAUAGCUUAUGAAAAUCUCCCAGUCAGGAAGAAAGAAAGAAAGAGAAAGAAAAGCAAAUAUGAUUUUCCUGAUCAUUGAUUGGUGGAUCUCUUCUAGAUGGAGAUAUGUAGAUCUUUGUAAAGGUUAAUUUUAUAAAGUGAGAGUAGACAUGGUACCCACACUUAGAAGCAGAUCCCACAUCCCCAGAAGGACAGUGUGUGUUUAGAAAGAACACAUCACUGGAGCUUUUUAUUGCUCUACACAGUGUAUCUAAAUAAGCUGUCAACUACAAUUUAUCCUAUUGCUGCUGUAAAUUUUUAUGACAGAAAGAAAACCUGACCAUGGACCAGCUAGCUUGAUGGCCUUCAGCAGCAAACAAGAAACUGUCCAAGUUAGGAGGUGAGGACUAGUGCCUGAAGAUGUCCUCUCAGUCCACAACAUGUACAGGUGCCCAUACACACAUCAGCACUCGCACAAAGAUGCUCUGGAGGCUAUAGUAGUGUGUCUUGGUCAUUGCAAACCAUCAGAGGCAAACCCUGAGGUAUUCCCAUUUCCUGUUUCCUGCUUGCAGUGUCUACAUUUCUCUCCCAUUCUAAUGAAGGAAUGAUUCUUUUAUAACAUGAGUGAUUUUAUGCUGUUUAUAAAAGUAAAUGUUGACAUGUGUUAGAAUUAAAAUGACUUAGAGAAAUA
Molecule: messenger RNA, 3201 nt
Organism: Mus musculus (house mouse)
Lineage: Eukaryota; Metazoa; Chordata; Mammalia; Rodentia; Muridae
Gene: Eif1a
Product: eukaryotic translation initiation factor 1A
Exons: 3
Coding region: 360-1124 (254 amino acids)
Biological process (GO): translational initiation
Cellular component (GO): cytoplasm
Molecular function (GO): translation initiation factor activity; RNA binding
Source: RefSeq, marked validated